UCCUCCGAACCCCCACCCUUAGCUUAACCUGCGCCCCUUUUUUCUUUCCAUAUUUAUUUUGUUAACAUGCUCUCUUUCUCUUUGUUCUUAUUUCCCCAGCCUUUGCUUCAAUCUGUCUUCCUAUCCGAAGUCGCAAAACCCUAGUUUGCUUAUCUCCUGCUGUUCGAUGUCGAGGGGUCAUCCGUUUAACUGAAAGCGGGGAAUUCUACGGUUUUAAGCCAAGGAUGAUUGGUUGCAAUGAUGCCUGUAUGAAGUAUAGAAGUUCUUGUGGAUUUGUCUUCAUCUGCUAUUACUGAUUGAUCCAAGUGUUUCCUUAGACUCUCACAAAAUGGAUCGUUGUGACACAUCAGGGUUUGUCAGUGGGGGGGUGGAAUGAACUCUUUUGCACACCUCUAACACUAACCGUUCAAAAAAAAAACAAAAAAACAAACUUUUCUCAUUGUCCUUCUUUUGUCCCCGGAAGUCAGGCAGGCUGCUUUUUUCUUCAUAAUAUUGAGAUUCAGUUUGGUGAAGAGGAUCUUUGUUUUUUUUUUUUUUCGGAAAAAAAGAGUACAUGGAUCCCAGGUUUCAAAACUUGGGUUUCUUUGAUCCUAACCCUUCUCCUAAUGCAUUUGAGAAUCUGAGCAAAGUCAUACAAGUUGGAGAAGUUAGGGCUGAUUGUUGCACAGAUACCACCUUAAGGCUUGAUUCCGCUGGUGCUUCUUUUCCUCACUUUUUGACAUCAAAAGGAAUUAAAAGGAAGUGGAGUAUGAUUGAUGGGUCAAUGGGCCUAAGAGAUGGCUCAUCUCUAGUUCUUGGGCUAGGCCAUCCAUCAAGUUCUUCAGACAGUAAGGGAAGUUCGGCAACUGCAUGCACAACCAUGUCUUCAGCCAAAGAAACUGAGGAGGAGUCUUCAAUGGACAUUGCCUUGGAUUUUGUUCUGCACUUGGGGAAUGAGAAGUCACCUAGCCCUAAGAAGCCUGCCAUUGUUACUCCAAAGGAGCUGGAAGUGAGACCCAAGUUUGACCUCGAACUAAGUCUCUCAACUGGACCUGCUGAGUCAGAUAUAACAAGUGUCACACUCAACUCAACUCUUCAGAACAAUUUAGAAAUGCCAAUGAUGGUUAGCAUGAACCCACAGUUGGAUGAAGGAUCAACAUCUUCCUGCGAUAAAAUGAAGGAUUCUAUGUUUUUGUUGUGCACACUACCAAACACCAUGCCUGGCUUUGUUCUUAACCAAAUACCUGGCAAAGCAGAUCCAGGAUCCAUCAUUCAAGAUCUCUCAUCAAACAUGGCAGCCACACCAAAAAUAUCAGCCACCUGUACUUCCGGGGUAACUCAGCCAAAGCAGCAUCAGCAACAACACCGCAGCACUAGUGCAAAGACAUGCCAGUUCAAAGGAUGUUCAAAGGGAGCCAGGGGUGCUUCUGGCCUUUGUAUUGCCCACGGAGGUGGUCGGAGGUGCCAGAAAGUUGGUUGCAACAAGGGAGCAGAAGGUCGUACUGUGUACUGCAAGGCCCAUGGUGGUGGUCGUCGUUGCCAAUUCCUUGGGUGCACGAAGAGUGCCGAAGGCCGAACAGAUUACUGUAUUGCACAUGGGGGUGGCCGGCGAUGUAGUCAUGAGGGUUGCAUCCGAGCUGCAAGAGGGAAGUCUGGCUUGUGUAUCCGACAUGGAGGUGGCAAGAGGUGCCAGAAGGAGAACUGCACAAAGAGUGCAGAAGGACUCUCUGGCCUUUGCAUCUCUCAUGGAGGUGGCCGUCGUUGUCAGUUUCCAGCAUGCACUAAAGGGGCUCAAGGGAGCACAGUGUUUUGCAAGGCACAUGGUGGAGGCAAGAGGUGCACAGUUAUAGGGUGCACAAAAGGUGCAGAAGGAAGCACACCCUUCUGCAAGGGCCAUGGUGGGGGGAAAAGGUGCUCAUUUCAAGGAGGUGGAGUCUGCCCAAAGAGUGUCCAUGGAGGUACGCGUUUCUGUGUUGCACAUGGAGGUGGAAAGAGAUGUGCUGUACCAGAGUGCACCAAGAGUGCUAGGGGACGGACAGAUUACUGUGUCCGCCAUGGAGGGGGCAGGAGGUGCAAAUUUGAAGGAUGUGGGAAGAGUGCCCAAGGGAGCACCGACUUCUGCAAAGCACAUGGUGGGGGGAAGAGGUGCUCUUGGGGGCAGCUGGGGUCAGAGUUUGGAGGCCAAGCAGCCCCUUGUGAUCGGUUUGCAAGGGGAAAAACUGGACUCUGUGCUGCCCAUAAUGCCUUGGUGCAAGACAGGCGGGUGCAUGGAGGUGGCACAUUGGCACCUAAAGUUGAAGAUCCAAAACUUUGCAAACCUGAGAAGAUGAAACAGGUUGUUACUUCUGAUGACAUGAAUGUUGAUCUCAGGAAGUUAGAUAGCAGUGAAGGGAACCUUACAGGUUGGAAUGCUAUCUAUUCAAAAGGAUACGGACAUCCAGCAAUAUCACUGCAGCUGCCUUCACAAGUUAGUCAUCCAAUUCUGAAAGUAAGCGCACCACCAGGUCCAGUUUCUCUUCCUGAAGGUAGGGUGCAUGGGGGUAGUCUGAUGGCGAUGCUGGCAGGAAAUACAAGUAUAGACCCAAACACUGAGACUCAAGUUCUUGGUGGCUCAUCCAAAGCCGGGAUGUCUUGUAUCAUGCCUCACAGCUGGGUGUAAGCUUUUGAUAAACCAAGAAGGUUACCAAUCUCUCCCUUCUCGUUUCUGAUUUGGUAUUUGAUAGAGCUUGUGCUUGUUUGGGUCCUGUGUUUUUAGUGUUGCAUUUACAGAUGAGAAAAAUGGAAGUUUCUCAGUCAUUUGAUUUGUGUACGGUGAUAAUGGUCUAAACCUUGAAGUAUUUGUUUGACACCCUUGUGAAGCCAAGGGGAAAAGCGUAGGCAUUGUCUAGUCUUUUUAUUAGAAUUGGUAAGGUUGUCUCCUGUAAAUAUCUAUAAUAUUUUAUGUGCAGUCGUGUGAAUAUAUCGCGUUAGCUUAAUUCCGUCGAUGCUGUUUUACUGUGUUUACUGGGAUUGAUUACUUUAUCUAAGAUUUUCCUGUCGAGUUA
Messenger RNA from Nelumbo nucifera (sacred lotus), 3023 nucleotides. RefSeq names its product WRKY transcription factor. The record is from RefSeq and is a predicted model, not a curated record. NCBI's taxonomy places the organism in Eukaryota, Viridiplantae, Streptophyta, Magnoliopsida, Proteales, Nelumbonaceae.